GCUGCUGCUUCACUCUCUCUCUUUACAGAAAGUUGUAGAAGUUUUCAGACGUGUCACUGCUGGAUGUGAGGAUGGGAGCCACUUUGCUCUGUGAGCUGGGCCUAUUCUUGCUUUGUACACUUCUCUGCACUGGACACGCUCAAGAUGCUGUGCUAACUAUUCAACCCAGCUGGUCCAGUUUUUUCACCGGGGAGUUUGUUACCUUCAAAUGUAACAUGAACAAAGGAAAAGACAGUAAAUGGGAAUACAAAAUUAACAAGAAUGGUCGAGAAUUUAUCCAGUACAACACACUGAAAAACUACAGAUUAGAAAUUAGAUCUACUGGUGACAGUGGUGAAUACCAGUGCUCAAGUCGUACAAAGAGCUCACAUAAACCAAAGCACAGUAAUACUGUCUCUCUAACUGUAUUAGCACAUAAACCCAGGGCCACACUGACAGCAGAAACAACAAUCAUACCAGUAGGGGGCAGUGUGACACUGACCUGCUCUGUGCAGAGCUCUGAUGGAUGGAAAUAUGAGUGGUUCACACAAACCCAAAGAACCUCUGAAGGUAAAAUCAGAGAUCAACAAAACAGAGAUAUCAGAGUAUCUGAAGGAGGAAUCUACAGCUGCAGAGGAACAAGAGGAAACCCAGUUUACUACACUGAUAGAAGUGAUGAAGUCACCAUUGAGAAAACCUUUUCCAAUAAAGUUGUUGUAAAACAACGACCCAACUGGCCUCAGAUAUUCAGAGGUGAGACGAUCACUCUGACAUGUGAGGUGCAGGAAGGAGGUGAAACCACUGCGUGGGAGUAUGAAUGGAGAGGACCCAGGACACCCACACAGUGGACGCACAAUAAUGAUGUGACAUUCAGAGUUUCUGAGUCCAGCAGUGGAGACUACAUGUGUAAGAGUCGACGCAGAGAUGACUCAUAUUCUUCAACAGAGUGGAGUGAAGCCUUCACAUUGUCAGCAUCAACAGAUCAACCAAAGUCCCAAAUAAUAUCUGAUAUGAGAAACAUCCCAGUAGGAGGAAAUGUGACCCUGACCUGCUCUGUGAACUCAUCAUCAUCAUCAUCUGGAUGGAAAUACUACUGGUACAGAGAUGAGAACUCAUCUGAACCUCUGACCAUACAAGAUGCAGUUUUCCACUCAAAUGGACAAAUCAGUGUCUCACAGGAAGGACUCUACAGGUGCAGAGGAGGAAGAGGAAACCCAGUUUACUACACAGAGGACAGCCAGUCAGUCAGGAUUGAUAAAAAGGCAGUACCUGAGCCUGAACGAUCUUCAUUUUUCACCUGGUUGAUUGUUGGACUCCUUUGUGGAAUUUUACUGAUUCUUCUUCUUCUUCUUCUGUUGUUGUAUGUCUUCAAGCGGUCAAAGGAUUCAUUCUUUGUCAGGACUCAGAACACAAAUCAGAAUGAAAUUCAGAGACAAAACAGUUCUCCUCUCCAAGAUGAUGCUUGUUUCUAUGAAUCAAUCAAAGACUGCGACGACACACAAAAUGCUGAAUCUGGGGAUUUCACAUAUUCUUUGAUUGAGUUAAAAAACUUCACAAUGAAAGAUGACAGCCAGUUCUACACACAGGUCUACUACAAUAAAGCUAAAUCCAAGAGAGACAAAUCUCCUGCAGCAACUGAUGAAGACGUUUACUCUGAAAUCAAGCCACAAACAGCUCUUGGUAAUGAGUACCUUCAAUAAGUUUUCAAGCAAGUAGAUUCGGUCCCAAAUCUGAAUUGAAGAGAUCAUUGUGGGGGAAAAAAGCUAAUGGACUGUAUUAUUAAAAUAGAGCUUUAUUAUAAAGUGAUGGCAAGCGUUGAGAUUAGGAUCUGUUUUCACGUUAGCAUGAGCACUUAUUCAUUUAUUUAUUUCUUUAAGUAUGUUUUUCUGUUACCUUGAAUUGAAUACGUAUCAUUUGACUCAUUUCAAAAAGCUUUUUUAAAACAAUAUUAUAAGUUGAUUAACUUUUUUUGUCAGUAGUUUUUGUUAUCUGAUUACGUGUCAUAU
Messenger RNA from Maylandia zebra (zebra mbuna), 1985 nucleotides. RefSeq names its product Fc receptor-like protein 5. Gene Ontology annotation, molecular function: transmembrane signaling receptor activity. Lineage: Eukaryota; Metazoa; Chordata; Actinopteri; Cichliformes; Cichlidae. Gene Ontology annotation, cellular component: external side of plasma membrane. The record is from RefSeq and is a predicted model, not a curated record. Gene Ontology annotation, biological process: immune response; cell surface receptor signaling pathway.